AUGGACCCCAAAACAUUGAACAAGUUGAAACAAGCACGCAGCCGCCGGAAGGCGAGCAAAAGGCCCAAUACCAACCGCACCAGAACGAGAGACCACAAAUGGGGCCUCGUACUGAAGAAGGCAGAUGGCACAGGGGGAGGCAGCUCGCUCCCAGCAGGAGCAGCAGACGAACCGCCUAUCAUCCCGAGCUUCCCACUUGAAGGCCGACGGCUCGACGUUCACCAGCUCGCAGCGAGAACCCGUAGUCAGAAUUCGUGGCUGAAGGACUACGAGUAUGACCUCUCGCAGCUGAAAUCCGUCCAGCGUACCUGGCAAAUCCAGCUGACAAGUUUCCCGGAUAUCGGAUUCGCGUUCCGGAUCUAUCUUCUUUGGGACUACGAUCGGCUAUGGGGUGUCUUCAACUUGGGCCACACAGAGGGUGCAAUGCUCAUUGACCCGGGCUUCAGGCUCUCAUCGGCAGACGACGAUCCGCAGCAACUAUCGUUCACCUGGCGCGGAGUCCGCGUCAACGAUCCGGGAACUUCCAUCCACGACCCAUCAAUCGCAAAGGGCAAGAUCUGGAUGAAUCCAUGCCACCAGAAGCUCGUUGGAUAUUUUGACCAUAUCGCGGGGAAUGGGAUGGCCGGCGGAGACCGUUGCCACUUUCGCGGGAAGCCCGUUUUCGGGCCGCCGGUCGUGCCGUAUUCGCUAGACGACGUUUUAACUGAUUGGGACGAGUAUGGCCCACCUGGCGAGGUGGCGGACAUCCGUCAAGACCUGCCCAUGGAUGAAUUGGAAGCGGAGUUGCGUAGACGCGAUAGGAAGCAUCCCAGGUCUGCGGUGCCGAGCUUCCAGAGGGGGACGACGACGGUCACUUGCUUUUCUAGUAGCUCCUAG
Messenger RNA from Aspergillus calidoustus, 876 nucleotides. The record is from the annotation of a GenBank genome assembly. NCBI's taxonomy places the organism in Eukaryota, Fungi, Ascomycota, Eurotiomycetes, Eurotiales, Aspergillaceae.